This is a messenger RNA of Thrips palmi, 4756 nucleotides long. RefSeq names its product E3 ubiquitin-protein ligase Bre1 (gene Bre1). The record is from RefSeq and is a predicted model, not a curated record. Gene Ontology annotation, molecular function: ubiquitin protein ligase activity; metal ion binding. Gene Ontology annotation, cellular component: nucleus; HULC complex. NCBI's taxonomy places the organism in Eukaryota, Metazoa, Arthropoda, Insecta, Thysanoptera, Thripidae.
AAGCAAACUGAUUAUUCUCAGGAAGGUGAAGCAUCAUCAUCAGCCAUUCAACUCGGAUGCUUGCAUUCUUCUUUUCAAAUUUUCACUUUCAGGAAGUUUUUUUCUGGUUGGGAGACUUUGGUUAAUCUAAUUUUGGAAUGCUAGCAUUUUACAGUUUAAAUUUAUCACUUUCCACCCGUAAAGUUAGCCAUGAUAUAUUCAUGUGAAGAGUAUAGCCUAAUCCUCUGACGUCUUUCAUCCGAAUAGAGUCCAGUGAAUUCAAUUGGUCAAAAUGUCGAAGCGACCUGCAGAUAAUAGUGAUGGCAGUGGGCAGCCACCUAUCAAGAAAGUCCAAUUUGAGCCAAUGCGUAUUGGACCAAUAUCAACAUUAGAAGAAAUGGACAUGAAGGUUCUUCAGUUUCAAAAUAAGAAGCUCGCUCAAAGGCUUGAGCAGCGUCAGAAAACAGAGGCUGAUCUAAGGCAAAGAAUAGAGCAGCUUGAAAAACGUCAAACUCAAGAUGAUGCUAUGCUUAACGUAGUUAACAGAUAUUGGAACCAGUUAAAUGAAGAUAUCCGUGUUCUCCUCCAACGGUUUGAUGCAGAGACUGCUGAUGAGUCUGAGAAUAAAAAUGAAAAUGAAGCUACUACUUCAUUUUUAAUGCAGUUGUCAACAUGGGACAAAGAAGAGUUAGAUGAAAAGUUGGCAAAUCGGGUUCAAGUCUCAAAGCGAGCUGUUGCAAAGGUCAUUCAAGCUUUUGACCGCUUACAGCAAAGAAAUGAGAAAAUUACCUUAGCAUUGAAAGGAGAAUUAGAUGGAGAUGAAGCUCCCAGCAUGGAUGAAACUAUACGACAAGCCAACAUUGAGGUUCAGGCAGAAAAUCGAAACCUUCAAGCUCUCAACACAUCUCUUCAUGAAAAGUACCAUAACAUAUCAUUGAAGCUGGCUGAACUUCAAGACCAGGUUAAUGGUAAAGAAACAGAAGCUGCUGAGCUUCGUAACCAAAUCGAUGAUUUGCAAUAUGAAGUUCAAAAAUUUUCACAGAGGAAUGACAAACUAGAAACGUCAUUGGCAGAUGCUAUUGAACAGCUUAAAACUUACCAGCAAAUGCAACAGCAGCAAGUAAAUGAAGGCAGUUCUCAACCCAAGCCAGUGAAUGUUGUCUCUACCGUGUCUCAAAAGAAGUGUGAGGAUUUGCAGAAAGAGUGUGAAGAACUCCGCGAGAUGUCCAACAACCGUUUACAGGAAUUAGAUAAGCUCCACAUGCAGCAUAGAGACACACUGAAGGAAGUUGAAAAAUUAAAAAUGGAUAUAAGGCAGCUUCCUGAGAGUGUAAUAGUUGAAACAACCGAAUACAAAUGCCUUCAAUCUCAAUUCUCUGUUCUGUACAAUGAGUCAAUGCAGUUAAAGACCCAGUUAGAUGAAGCAAGGCAGCAAUUGCAGGGCAGCAAAAAUGCUCACCUGCGACAAAUUGAAAUGAUGGAGAGUGAAGAGCUGCUAGCUCAGAAGAAACUUAGGACAGAAGUUAUUCAGUUAGAAGAUCUUCUGGCUCAGUUACGAAAAGAGUAUGAAAUGCUGCGCAUUGAGUUUGAACAGAAUUUGGCUGCAAAUGAACAAACAGGGCCCAUAAACAGAGAAAUGAGACAUCUAAUUACAUCACUCCAGAAUCACAACCAGCAGCUGAAGGGUGAGGUUCACCGAUACAAACGCAAAUACAAAGACGCAAAUGGUGAACUUCCAAAGUUGAAGAGGGAGGUGGAGGAUCUUCAGCAGAAGCUAGAAGAACAUGCAGCUGCAGCUGAAAAACAGGAAUGUGCAUCAAGCGAAUCAUCAGUUAAGGAGGAAGAAGAAGGAAAUUCUGAGCUUGUCAAUGUCAAGGAAGAACCAGCAAUGUCAAUCAAGAAAGAAGGAAGUGGAGAUGAAAAUGAGCAGUUAGAUGAGGUGGAGAUGGACCCAUCCAUGGAUACAUCUCUCAUGUCCCCUAAAGAUAAUAAGGACAUCAAACAAGGCCAGGGAGCAGUGGCUCAGCAAGGAGCUCAAAGUCAGACGCCGGUUAAGACAAAUGCUAGUUCCACUCCAGCCCCUGGAGUUGUGAAUGACGUGAAGAAAGAAAUGAAAUGUGAACCUGGAAGUGAUCCUCACCGGUCAAAGGAAAUGAAAGGACCAGAAUCAGAGCAAGUUCGAGAACUUCGUGCUCAGCUAAAGAAAGCCCUGAACGACCAGAAAGAAAUGAAACUUUUGUUAGACAUGUAUAAAGGUGUUAGCAAAGAACAACGAGACAAGGUGCAGCUCAUGGCUCAAGAAAAGAAGAACCGUGCUGAACUUGAAGAGCUUAGACAGCAAAUUAAGAAAAUUCAGGAAAGCAAACGUGAAGACAGGAAGAAAUUGGCAGAUGAAGAUGCUAUGCGUAAAAUAAAGCAACUGGAAGAUCAGGGAUAUCAACUUCAAAAGCAGUUGGCUACUCACAAGCAGGUACAAAAUGCCCCUUUGAUGUUAAGCUACUCCAUCUCAUUUUCUGUUAUGCUUAAUACUGUAUUUUUGCAGGAGGAAGAGGCAUUACUUAAUGAAAUGGAAGUGACAGGCCAGGCCUUUGAAGAUAUGCAGGAGCAAAACUCAAGACUUAUCCAGCAACUUAGAGAAAAGGAUGAUGCUAAUUUUAAAUUAAUGACUGAACGAAUUAAAUCUAAUCAAUUACACAAAUUAGCAAGAGAAGAAAAGGAUGUCCUAAAAGAACAGGUGAUGACCAUGACUACCCAAGUAGAGGCUACUAAUCAAGUCGUCCGGAAAUUAGAGGAAAAGGAAAGAAUACUCCAAAAUUCUCUCGCAACAGUUGAGAAGGAGUUAGCCCUCCGACAGCAAGCUAUGGAAAUGCACAAACGAAAAGCCAUUGAGAGUGCACAAUCUGCUGCAGAUCUAAAACUGCAUCUUGAAAAGUACCAUGCUCAAAUGAAGGAGGCACAGCAAGUUGUCACUGAAAAAACAAGCUCUCUAGAGGCUGAGGCGUACAAAACCAAAAGACUCCAGGAAGAGAUUGCUCAGUUACGUCGCAAGGCAGAACGCAUGAAGAAGAUUGAGCUUGCUGGUACUUUAGAUGAAGUUAUGUUAGAAGAAAUUCGAGAAUAUAAAGAAACUCUCACAUGCCCAUCUUGUAAAGUUAAACGCAAAGAUGCAGUUCUCUCUAAGUGUUUCCAUGUUUUCUGCUGGGAUUGUCUCAGAACAAGAUAUGAAACAAGGCAGCGAAAAUGUCCGAAAUGUAAUGCUGCAUUUGGUGCUAAUGAUUAUCACCGUCUUUACCUAUCGACGUAAUAUUCUAGGCAAGUAAGGAGUGUUUGAAAAUUUUCAUAGCCAAUUGUCGUCAGGUUACUGUUGUAAUCUGAUAUUUUGUGAUAAACUAUGCCAAGAUAAUUUGGAAACAUGCAGAGGUCAUUCAUCAACUUGUAAUCAUUUUAGGUUUAGACCUUGGCUGAAUGUGUAACUAGGUGAGUUGAGAGUGUAUAUCUUAACAUAUUUUGACAAUAUGAAGAUAUUGUCUUCCAAGACAGAUCCUCACCUUAUCAAUUGGUGGUUUUGAGAGGACCAAAUCCUCCCUUAUUUAGUAUUAUUUUUUUUCUAAAGUUUUCUUUGUUUUAUGUCUUUUUCUUAUCAUGGCUCUGUUAAUGGAAAUGAUGCUGACCUCGGGGCAAGCCCUGUAUGUGCGAGGCACUCAAAAUAAUUCUUGAUAAGUCGUCCCCCACUUAGCUACUGGACUGGUUUUCCUUUGCCUUCUACGGUUUUGAUAAUUCACUAUAUUUUCCUCCUCAUAAAUAUUUUAGGGAUUGCAAAUUGGCUCUUGUGUCAGAUUAGCUUUGAUUCUGUGAUACAAAUCGCAUUUACUGUAUCUUUUUAGGUGAUUUUAAAACUUUUUUGUUCCUUAAAUAUUUCAUAGACUACAUAACUGGUAGAAGGGCAUGGAGAAACAAAUACUUAAAUCAUAUAAUAAAGAUACAAAUUAGCUUGCCUAAAGAUUUUAAUAGAUUUUUUUUGCGUGUUUUGUUGUUUUUUUUUGACAUUGUGAGCUCUUACUUAUCCAGCCUUCAAAAUUACUUACAUCAUUAUUAAAUAAGAAAAAUUGGUUGUGAUUUUGGAUUGCAUGGUUGCAAGUCAACAUUUCUCUACUGCAGUGUACAAGCUAAAUUGCCUUUGAAGGGAACAAAAUAAUUUACUUUUAAACUGUGUACCUUUAAUCAGUUGUUCUUACACUAAAGCUCUGGAAGAGGACUUCAAUUUAUUCAUACAACAGUUGGAAUUUUGUAUUUUGAUUAUUGUUGCGUAAAGGAGUGGCUGAGUCAUAGUUAGUCCAUUUUUCCAUACCUAGUAGUAUUCUCCAAGCACUGUGAUAUUUCAUAUUCAAAAUUAUGUCUUUGUAUAUUUGUAAAUGAAAGUGGUUGUGUCUAUGUAAAUGUUGUUAAGAUCAAGACUGGGAACUGGGGGGAAACGUUUGGUAGCACUAGAUUUGCAUCUGGUUUGUUUAUAUAAUGUAGGUUUGGUGCUAUUAUGUUUUAUGAAGAAGCCUUGUAAAAUAUCUUUAUGAACACUGACUUUCAUAUUGUUUUAUAUGGGCUUCUUUGCAAGUCUAUCUUCCUCAGAAUUGGUGUGGGAAAAUGGACUGUUUCAAGCUAGGAUUGGUUUAGCUUGGUGUGUCCUUGUAAAGUUUGUAAGAAUUUGUGUAAACAAGAAACUUCUUGAUUGAUGUCAAAAAUUAAUGCUGUUGAAUAAAAGCAGUGAGUACAUAAUGAAAAA